Clarias gariepinus (North African catfish) is the source of this 4256-nucleotide messenger RNA. Its product is annotated as NACHT, LRR and PYD domains-containing protein 12-like. The record is from RefSeq and is a predicted model, not a curated record. Gene Ontology annotation, molecular function: protein binding. NCBI's taxonomy places the organism in Eukaryota, Metazoa, Chordata, Actinopteri, Siluriformes, Clariidae. The coding region runs from base 50 to 3400 and encodes 1116 amino acids. The transcript is spliced from 13 exons.
UCUUGAGGACUCAACUGCGACUUUGUGGAUACUUUACACAUAUUCAAAGAUGGAGACUCCUGAUCUUGACACUGAUAGAAAAAGUAAACUCCAGGGAGAGAGAUCAGAAUCAGCAGCACCCAGCUGUGUCUCCAUGAAAAGUGAUGAGUCUAUGGAUCCUCCUCUGGAGUUUAAAGCUGGAGUCUCCUCACCUCUACACAGUAAACUCCAGGGAGAGAGAUCAGGAUCAGCAGCACCCAGCUGUGUCUCCAUGAAAAGUGAUGAGUCUAUGGAUCCUCCUCUGGAGUUUAAAGCUGGAGACUCCCCACCUCUACACAGUGAUCUACAGAAGGCAGGAGUAAUAGCAAGAAGGAUCAUCACAGAUACAGGGCACGACCAAGGAUCGGCUGCUGUCAAUGAAUUCCAGGAAAGGUUUAAAUUAAAUCUGAUGAAGAAGUCUCAAUUCUUGAAUGGAGCGAUGGUAAAUCAGGGAACCCAAACGCUUCUGAGUGGGAUCUACACAGAGCUCUACAUCACAGAGGGAGACAGUGGAGAAGUGAAUAAAGAACAUGAGGUGAGACAGAUCGAAGCAGCGUCCAGGAGAACAACAACAGAGGAAACACCAAUUAAAUGCAAUGACAUCUUUAAGCCCUUGUCUAAACAAGACGAACCCAUCAGAUCUGUGCUGACAAAGGGAGUCGCUGGCAUCGGAAAAACAGUCUCUGUGCAGAAGUUCAUUGUGGACUGGGCUGAAGGGAAAGCAAAUCAGGACGUCCACCUCAUAUUUCCACUUCCUUUCAGAGAUCUGAAUUUGAUGAAGGACCAGAAACUGAGUCUGAUGGAGCUCCUUCAGGUCUUUUUUAAAGAAACAAAAGAAACAGAAAUGUUCAGUUUGGAAAAAGUUCUGUUCAUUUUUGAUGGAUUAGACGAGUGUCGUUUUCCUCUAGAUUUCCAGAACACGGAGAGAGUGUGUGAUGUAAAUGAAUCAGCCUCGAUGCCUGUGCUGCUGGUAAACCUGAUCAAAGGGAAUCUGCUUCCCUCUGCUCUCAUCUGGAUCACCUCCCGACCAGCAGCAGCUGAUCAAAUCCCCUCUGAGUGUGUCCAUCGAGUCACAGAGAUACGAGGGUUCAAUGACCCACAGAAGGAGGAGUACUUCAGGAAGCGGAUCAGUGAUCAGAGCCUGGCCAAUAACAUCAUCACACACCUGAAGUCAUUAAGAAGCCUCUACAUCAUGUGUCACAUCCCAGUCUUCUGCUGGAUUUCAGCCGCUGUUCUAGAGAGAAUGUUGUGUGAAACAGAGAGUGGAGAGAUCCCCAAGACUCUGACUCAAAUGUACACACACUUCCUCAUCAUUCAGAUAAACAUCAUAAGAGAAAAGUACUCAAAGAAGCAGGAAAGUGAUGAAGAAAUGCUUCUUAAACUGGGACAACUGGCUUUUGAGCAGCUGGAGAAAGGGAACCUGAUCUUCUAUGAGGAAGACCUGGGAGAGUGUGGCAUUGAUGUGAGAGAAGCAGCAGUGUACUCAGGUGUGUGUACGCAGAUCUUCAGAGAGGAAUUUGGGCUUCACCAGAGUAAAGUGUACUGCUUUGUUCAUCUGAGCAUUCAGGAACACCUCGCAGCUCUGUAUGUGCACCUGAAGUUCAGGAUAGACAAUAAAAAUGUUCUUAAAAAGAGUCAAGCUUCAACACAGAAGAAGCACGAAAUUACAGUUUUACACAAGUGUGCUGUAGAUGAAGCUUUAAAAAGUCAGACUGGACAUCUGGAUCUUUUCCUUCGCUUUCUUCUGGGUCUCUCACUGGAGUCCAAUCAGAAACUCUUACAGGUCUUAGUAAAACAGACAGGACGUAGCUCCCAGAGCACAAAGGAAACAGUUAAGUACAUUAAGGGGAGGAUCAGUAAAGAGCGUUCUACAGAGAAAUCCAUCAUUUUGUUCCACUGUCUGAAUGAACUGGGUGAUAAUUCUCUAAUGGAGGAAAUCCAACGCUACCUGGAAUCUGGAAAACAAAGUGAACUCUCUUCAUCACAGUUGUCUGCUCUGGUGUUUGUGUUACUGACAUCAGCACAGGAGCUGAAGGAAUUUGACCUGAAUAAAUAUUUCAGUCCAGAUCAGAUAACAGAAACUGUUCUUCUGAAGCUGACGCCCAUGAUUGCAGCAUCCAGAAAAGCAAUUAUCAGGUGUGAUAAAGUUGGAGUGAAAAUUUGGUCAGCUCUGGUCUCAGCGCUCAACUCAGAAACCUCCAAUCAGAGAGAACUGCAUCUGACUGUGAAAACACUGGAUCUGUCCGACAGUAAACUAGGAGACUCAGAAGUAAAGACUCUCUCUGCUGUACUGGAGAAUCCUCACAGUAAAGUGGAAAGUCUGAGGUUUGGUAAGUGUGGUGUCUCAGAUGAAGGCUGUGCUGCUCUGAUUUCAGCUCUGAGAUCAAACCCCUCACACCUGAGAGAACUGGAUCUGUCCUGGAAUAAAGUAAGAGACUCAGGAGUGAAGUGUCUCUGUGCUGUACUGGAGAAUCCUCACUGUAAACUGGAGAUACUGAGGUUGUGGGAUUGUGGUGUCUCAGAUGAAGGCUGUGCUGCUCUGACUUCAGCUCUGAGAUUAAACCCCUCACACCUGAGAGAACUGGAUCUGUCCUAUAAUAAAGUGGGAGACUCAGGAGUGAAGUAUCUCUGUGCUGUACUGGAGAAUUCUGACUGUAAACUGGAGACACUGAGGUUGCGUGGUUGUGGUGUCUCAGAUGAAGACUGUGCUGCUCUGACUUCAGCUCUGAGAUCAAACCCCUCACACCUGAGAGAACUGAAUCUGUCUAAUAAUAAAGUAGGAGGCUCAGGAGUGAAGCGUCUCUGUGCUGUACUGGAGAAUCCUCACUGUAAACUGGAGACACUGAAGUUGUGGGAUUGUGGUGUUUCAGAUGAAGGCUGUGCUGCUCUGACUUCAGCUCUGAGAUCAAACCCCUCACACCUAAGAGAACUGGAUCUGUCCCAUAAUAAUGUAGGAGACUCAGGAGUGAAGUGUCUCUGUGCUGUACUGGAGAAUCCUCUCUGUAAACUGGAGACACUGAGGUUGUGUAGGUGUGGUGUCUCAGAUGAAGGCUGUGCUGCUCUGACUUCAGCUCUGAGAUCAAACCCCUCACACCUGAGAGACCUGAAUCUGUCUAAUAACAAAGUGGGAGACUCGGGAAUGAAGUGUCUCUGUGCUGUACUGGAGAAUCCUCACUGUAAACUGGAGACACUGAGGUUGUGUGAUUGUGGUGUCUCAGAUGAAGGCUGUGCUGCUCUGACUUCAGCUCUGAGAUCAAACCCCUCACACCUAAGAGAACUGGAUCUGUCCUAUAAUAAAGUAGGAGAUCCGGCAAAGAAGCUGCUCCCUGCUCUUAAGAAUGAUAAACAUUACAAACUACAGAUUUUAAGGUUUAGUCGGUGAUGAACAUCUUUGUGUGAUGAAGACUCCGGUGUUCCUGCGUUUCCAUGUUGGUGAUGGAAAACAUGCUCAUAAACACAUCAUUCAUUUAGUUAUAACACAUUAAACAGACUCAGAGACGUGAGAAGUGUGUGUUCAUCGUGCACAGUGAGCUUGCACUAUAUCCAGGCCUGACAAAACAGAUUUAGCUACUGAUCCAUAUACUGUACUGCCACAUGAUUCAUCUUUGUUUAUAUAAGGUCUAUAUAUUUUCACACCAUGCUCCUGUGAUGGGUGUACGCCCAAAUUAUUAUUACACCGCUCCUCACUCACUUCUCACUCACUAGAUAGGUGGCCUCCCCUUCUGCAGGUGUUUUGUCCCCCUCUACCCACACACCAGUGUGUGCACACCUUUCCUUACCUUUUUCCUCGUCUCGUGCUCAUAUUUGUGGUGCCGACCGUGUGCCAAACCUGUAUACUGUAUAUAUACACUGUAUUAUAUAUAUUUCUAGAAAAGAUUUACUUUUUUACAGCAUAAAUUAUUUUUUUAACUACAGUUAUUUCACUUUUUCUGGGUUAUUUGUUCAACAUUUCUUUCCCACUUCCAUAGAGCUCUACCGUCAGCUAAUUCCAUAUCUGUUAAAAUAUUUCCAAAAACAUCAGAACAGCGUUGGAACAGCAUUGGACUUAAAAUGUCCUAUUUUGUACCUUACACUAGCUUGAUACUUUUAAGCCUAUUUUCACUGGAAUAGUUAUUCUGUUUAGAAAGUCUUUAAAUCAUUAAACAUUUUCCCUCCAAUUCCCAUCAUGUGCAUCAUGUACAUUUAUUUUGCAGUACCUCUUUCAAUUACAUAUGUUUUUUACCACUUAAAAAAAAAUA